Pan troglodytes (chimpanzee) is the source of this 3986-nucleotide messenger RNA. It is a transcript of the gene DOC2G, whose product is annotated as double C2 domain gamma. The coding region runs from base 2755 to 3801 and encodes 348 amino acids. The transcript is spliced from 6 exons. NCBI's taxonomy places the organism in Eukaryota, Metazoa, Chordata, Mammalia, Primates, Hominidae. Gene Ontology annotation, biological process: exocytosis; spontaneous neurotransmitter secretion; regulation of calcium ion-dependent exocytosis. The record is from RefSeq and is a predicted model, not a curated record. Gene Ontology annotation, cellular component: membrane; synapse.
GGGAGCCGGCUCCAGCCUUGGCCAGCCUAGAAAGGGGCUCCCACAGUGCAGCGGUGGGCUGAAGCGUUCCUCAAGUGCUGCCAAAGUGGGAGCCCAGGCAGAGGCGCCGAGAGCGAGCGAGCGAGGGCGAUGAGGGCUGCCCGCACGCUGUCACCUCUCAGUUGGAUUUACAAUACAUUGAUGGACAGAAUCUGGGAUGCUUGCCUGGGUAGGAGGGGGAACUCCCUGGACUGAGAAGCAGUGGUUCCCAAAGAACAAUUUAGGUUCCCACUUUAGACAAAAAUCAACUCAAAAUGGCCUGUAAAAACCUGAAGUGAGCCAGACGUCAUGGCUCGUGCCUGUAAUCCCAGCACUUUGGUUGGCCAAGGCGGGCCACCGUGACUUCAGGAGUUCAAGACCGGCCUGGCCAAUGUAGUGAAACCCCGUCUGUACAGAAAUACAAAAAAAUUAGCCAGGCAUGGUGGUGCACGCUGUAGUCCCAACUACUCAAGAAGCUGAGGGGGGAAGAUCGCUUGAGCCCAGGGGGCAGAGGCUGCAGUGAACUGAGAUUGUGCCACUGCACUCCAGCCUGGGCGACAGAGUGAGAUCCUAUCUUAAAGGAAAAAAAAACCUGCAAUGGUAACACUACUUGAAGGAAACAUAUGGGGAAAGUUCUAGACAUUGGUCUGGGCAAUGAUUUCUUGGAUAGGACCCCAAAAGCAAAGGCAUCAAAAGCAAAAACAGACAAAUGGGAUGGCACCCGACUAAAAAGCUUCUGCACAGCAAAAGAAACAACAAAGUGAAGAGAGAGACUACAGGAUGGGAGAAAAUCUUUGUAAACCAUACACCUGAUAAGGGGGCUAAUAUCCAAAAGAAACAAGGAACUCAAGAAACAAAUAUCCCCAUUUAAACAUGGGCAAAGGACCUGAACAUACAUUUCUCAAAAGACACGUGAAAAAAUGCUCAACAUCGCUAAUCAUGAAGGAAAUAGAAGUUAAAAUCUCAAUGAGAUACCACCUCACACCUGUUAGAAAAGCUACUACCAAACCAUGGGAGACAACAAAUGCUCGUGAGGAUGUGGAGGAAAGGGAAGCCUUAUGUGCUGUUUGUGGGAAGGUAAAUGAGCACAGCCAUUUUGGAAAAUCAUAUGGCAGUCCCUUAGAACACUAAAAAUAGAGCUACCGUGUGAUCCAGCAACCUCACUUGUGGGUAGUAUCCACAGGAAUUGACGUCAGCAUGCUGAAGAGGUAGGUGUCUGCCUCCGUGUUCACUGCAGUGCCAUUCACAACAGCUAAGACACAGCAGCAACCUGACUGCCCAGCAUCAGACGGAUGGAUAUGAUGGUCUGUCUAUACUGUUCAGCCUUAACAAAGAUGGACAUUGUAUCAUUUGUGACAACAUGGAUGAACCCGGAGGACGAUAUGCUAAGUGAAAUAAGCUAGGCACAGAAAGACAAAUACUAUACGGUCUGAUUUUUAUGUGGAAUCUGAAAAAGUUGAACUCCUAGAAGCAGACAGAAUGGUGGUCACCAGGGGCUGGAGAGUGGGGGACUAGGGAUGGGGAGAGGGGAGACAUUGCUCUUAGGGUACAAAGUUCCAGUCAGGAAGAGUAAGCUGAAGGCCCUGUUGCACAGCAUGACAAACAUCCCUAACAAUAGCGCCUUGUGUAUUUCACAGUUGCCUGAAGAGCACAUUUUAAGUGUUCUUUUUUUCAUUAGCCUGACUGACUCUUUCUACAAUGCAUAUUGUAGAAAUUGCAUUUCUACACAUAUCACAUCAGAACACCAUAUUGUAGCCCAUACACACCUAUGGUUAUGUUGAUUAAAAAUUAAAAGAAUAACUGGGGAGAAGAGAGGAGAGGGAAUGCUGGAUGGUUAAAACCAGCCAAGAUCCCCUGCAGGGGGUGACCCAGAAACCAAAGGUGAGUAGGAGUGAUCAGGUCAAAGGGCAGGGAUGGUGGCCCAGUUUGGGAGGGGAGCGGGCCGUUACUGUGAGAUGCCAAGGGGACACUCCUUGGUGAGGUGAAAAGGGGCCGUGCCUCACCAAAGGAUUCAGAUUUUAUUCCAAGCAGGGGUGGAGGCGGGAUGAUCUGGUUCAUGUUUCAGAGUGUAAACUGGCCACCCCCACAGGGCUCCAUCACAGGGGCCCCCUCCUGUGGCUCCCCUCCUCUCCUCCCCAGACCUCCCUCCCCUCCCACCUUCCCAUGCACCCCCUCCCCUCCUCCUAUGCGCUCCCUCCUUCCCACAAACCACUUAUCACCUCCACAGCCCUCUGUCACCUCCGGCCCUCCAGCCUCCUCACCUGGGAGCAGGGCCACAUGAUGGUGGUAAAAAUAACUCCCUUUGACAAAGUGUGAAGGGGGCAGAGGGAGGAGGGAAGCUGAGCCCCAGCACUAAGAAGGAGCUCUGAGAGGGUUCUGAGCUCUGGGUCACCCUCACUCACUGGGGACACAGCAGUCACGGGCUCUGCCUUUAAGAGUGCAUACCCACUGCCAGCAGCAGCGACUCACACUGGGUGAAGUAGCUCCCAGAGCGGUAAGGGCCGGGAGCUGGACUGACUCCCAACACACCCAGUCCCCUCCAAAGCCUGCCACAACCCUCCAGGCUGAGGACUCCCCCGGCCCCUCCCUCAACCCUGCGCUCUGUCCUCAGGUCCCUGCAUGGUAUCAGCGAUGCUUCUUCACCCCAUUUCUGAGGCCGGGUGCGUUCCCGCCAGCCCCAGUCCUCAGGCAUUUCUCUGAGUCUCCGCCCCCCCCCCCCCCCCCGUCUGGGUCCCCAUGGCGGGCACUGCGGCAGCAGGUGGGCAGCCUCCCCGGGUUAGCAUGCAGGAGCACAUGGCCAUCGAUGUGAGCCCGGGCCCCAUCCGGCCCAUCCGCCUCAUCUCCCACUACUUCCCGCACUUUUACCCUUUUUUUACCCUUUUGCGGAGCCUGCCCUGCACCCUCCGGACCUGCGCCCCGCAGCGGCGUCCACCAUCCACUCUGCACCCUAGCUGCAGCCCGACCCAGAGCCAGAAGGAGACUCAGACGACAGCAGCCAGCCAGCUUCGGACACGCACCGUUCAGGGCACGAGGGUACCUGUCUGGGAGGAGACACUCACCUAUCACGGCUUCACCCGCCAGGAUGCUGAGUGCAAGACCCUUAGGCUGUGUGUGUGCGAGGACCCAUGGCUGCAGCGACAGCGGCAGGCACCUUCCCUGGGGGAGCUGCGGGUGCCCCUGAGGAAGCUGGUGCCAAACCGAGCCAGGAGCUUUGACAUCUGUCUGGAGAAGCGGAGGCUGGAGGAGGUGGAGACAGAGGUGGCCUGGGAGGAACAUGGGCGCGUCCUACUGUCACUGUGCUACAGCUCUCAGUGGGCUGGCUUGCUGGUAGGUGUGCUGCGCUGCGCCCACCUGGCCCCCAUGGAUGCCAAUGGUUACUCGGACCCCUUCGUGCGCCUUUUCCUGCAUCCAAAUGCAGGGAAGAAAUCUAAAUUCAAAACCAGUGUUCACAGGAAGACCCUGAACCCCGAGUUCAAUGAGGAAUUCUUUUACUCAGGCCCACGGGAGGAGCUGGCCCAGAAGACGCUGCUGGUGUCCGUGUGGGACUAUGACCUAGGCACGGCUGAUGACUUCAUUGGUGAGUGGGAACAUGAGGAGCUGGGGUGGGGGCCCAGUAGGCUCCUGGCGGUUCCUGACCCAUCCCCCAUGGCAGGCGGGGUGCAGCUGGGCAGCCAUGCCAGUGGGGAGCGCCUGCGGCACUGGCUUGAGUGCCUGGGCCACAGUGACCACCGCCUGGAGCUGUGGCACCCGCUGGACAGCAAGCCUGUCCAGCUCAGCGACUAGCCCAUGGGCCCUGCCUGCCGCCCCUCCACUACAGCUGCCUGAAACGUCCCCACAAAAAUGAUGGCGGCUGGGGCUGCCUUACCCUCAUGCCCAGCCCCAAGUCAGAGAGGUGUUUCCUCUCUCCCCGCUUUCACAUUCACCCCACCCCAAAUCAUGGAGCCGAAAUAAACAUCUCCUUCAAGCCA